Chrysochloris asiatica (Cape golden mole) is the source of this 4020-nucleotide messenger RNA. RefSeq names its product MYB binding protein (P160) 1a (gene MYBBP1A). Gene Ontology annotation, cellular component: nucleolus. Gene Ontology annotation, biological process: regulation of DNA-templated transcription. The record is from RefSeq and is a predicted model, not a curated record. The coding region runs from base 1 to 4020 and encodes 1339 amino acids. Gene Ontology annotation, molecular function: RNA binding; transcription corepressor activity; sequence-specific DNA binding. NCBI's taxonomy places the organism in Eukaryota, Metazoa, Chordata, Mammalia, Afrosoricida, Chrysochloridae. The transcript is spliced from 27 exons.
AUGGAGUGUUCCGAAAUCGUUGAGCCCGUGUCUCCCGGAGAGGCGACCAAGAGCGGUGUCCCGUCUACCGAUCGCCAUGACUUGUUGCAGCACAGCCGCGAGUUCUUGGACUUCUUCUGGGACAUUGCAAAGCCGGAGCAGGAGACGCGGUUGAAGGCCACGGAGAAGCUGCUGGAGUAUCUGCGCACGCGGCCAAAGGGAUCCGAGAUGAAUUAUGCUCUGAAGCGGCUGAUCACUGGACUCGGAGUGGGGCGAGAGACCGCCCGGCCCUGCUACAGCCUGGCCUUGGCACAGCUGUUACAGUCUUUUGAAGACAUCCCCUUAUGUAGCAUCCUAGAGCAAAUCCAAGAAAAGUAUGACCUGCAAAAGAUGAAGAAGGCGAUGCUGAGACCUGCUCUCUUUGCACACCUUUUUGGGGUACUAGCCUUCUUUCAGUCAGGCCGGCUUGUGAAGGACCAGGAGGCACUGUUGAAGUCGGUGAAGCUGCUACAGGUCCUGGCCCAGCACCACAACCACUUACAGGAGCAGCCCCAGAAGGCCCUGGUGGACAUCCUCUCUGAGGUCCCAGAGGCCAUGUUAAAGGAAAUCCUGCCCAAGGUGCUCAAAGCUGACUUGGGUGCUGUGCUCAGCUCCCCUGAGUUUCUGGGGCUCUUCCUCUUAGCCCAGCGGAAGGUGCCUGCAAAGCUCGAGAAACUGAUGGGACAAGUUGACCUGUUCUCAGAUGAGAAUAUUCCUAGGCUAGUAGACGUGCUGAAGAUAGUUGCUGCCUCUGUGAAGAAGGAGCGCAAGCUGCCUGCUGUGGCGUUGGACCUGCUACGCCUGGCACUUCAGGAGAACAAGUUCCCACGGUUCUGGAAUGAGGUUCUGGAACAAGGACUGCUAAAGAAGCAGUUCCUACCGGCCAACUUCCUGUGUUUCCGCCUGCUGGGUGCAUCCCUGCCUCUGCUAUCUAAGAAACAGCUGCAGCUAGUGAUGCGGGGAGACGUGAUCCGGCUUUACGGGGAACAUUUGGUUACUGCUAAGCUCCCGGCCCAGUUCAAGUUUGCCCCAGAGAUGGAUGAGUAUGUGAAUGCUUUCCUGGAGGGCUGCCGGGAUGACCCUGAGCAGCAGCUAGCCAUGCUAGUGGCCUUCUCCUCCGUCACCAACCAGGGCCACCCUGUGGUGCCCACUUUCUGGAGGGUUGUGCAGUUGCUGAAUCCCAGCGCCCUCAAGAGCUACGUGACCUGGCUGCAGGACAUGUUUCUGCAGCCCAAGCUGGAGUCUCUGGUUGACUUCAGCACCAGCAACCAGAAGAAGAACCAGGAUGCUUCCACCCAUGUGCCUGAGCGGGCUGUGUUCCGGCUGCGGAAGUGGAUCGUCCUUCGCCUGGUCAGCAUUGUGGACAACUCCCAGGUGGAGAAGGAGGAGGCCAUGGUUGAGGAGAUAGCCAGGUUCUGUUUGUUCCAUUCGUUCUUUGAAACCAAGAAGCCCACAUCCCAGAUCCCUGAGACACAGCACCGUCCCUCCUUCCCCUUGGAGAGCCGCACCCGAGAGGUGGUCUGCAGUGCCUUCUUCAGUCUGCUGCAGGCUCUCAGCACACAGGUCAAGCAGGUACCAGGCCAGACCUCAGGCAGGCAGUCGUGGACCAACCGCCUGGUGCAGUUCACAGACACACUGCUGAACCAAAACCACAACGUGGCUCCCGUGACACCCUUCACUGUGCAGCAGCGCCAAGCCUGGGACCGGAUGCUGCAGACUCUGAAGGCACUGGAGACUCGCUCUGCAGAGGUCAAGGCCAUGGCCUUCCAGCACCUGCUGCUCCUGGUGGGCAUCCACCUCUUGAAGUCCCCUGCAGAGAGCUGCGACCUCCUUGGGGACAUCCAGACCUGCAUCGAGAAGAGCCUGGACGCAAAGCCCCGCCGGACCCGCUCCAAGGCUGUUGACUCCCAGGAGCCGCCAUGGGUGGAGGUCCUGGUGGAGAUCCUGCUGUCCUUGUUGGCCCAGCCCAGCCACCUGAUGCGCCAGGUGGCCCGCAGCGUGUUCGGCCAUGUCUGCUCCCAUUUGACUCCACGUGCUCUCCAGCUAAUCCUGGACGUGCUGAAUCCUGAUAAGAACCAGGACGAGGACGACAAUGUGAUUGUCACAGAUGACUCUGAGGACGAGCCACAGAAGACAAAGGCUGAAAAGAACAAAGACAGGGACACUUCAGACAGCGAGGAGGACGAGGAGGAUGGGAGCGAUGAGGAGGACGAGGAGGAGAGUGAUGAAGAGGCACGGGACAGGGACGUGGACCAGGGCUUUCGGGAGCAGCUGAUGGCGGUGCUGCAAGCAGGGAAGGCGCUGGGCGGAGUGGACUGCGAGGACGAGGAAGAAGAGGAGCUGGGAGACGAGGCCAUGAUGGCCCUGGACCAGAACCUCGCGAGCCUCUUUGCCGAGCAGAAGCUGCGCAUGCAGGCAAAGCAGCAGGAGGAGAACAAGCUGCAGAAGGAGAAGGCGCUCCGGCGGGACUUCCAGAUCAGAGUGCUGGACCUGGUGGAGGUGUUGGUGACCAAGCAGCCUGAGAACCCUCUGGUCCUGGAGCUACUCGAGCCGCUGCUGACCAUCAUCCGACGCAGCAUGCGCACCAGCAGCUCCAAGCAAGAGCAGGACCUCCUGCACAAGACGGCCCGCAUCUUCACGCACCACCUAUGCCGUGCCCGUCAUUACUGCCAUGAUGUCGGCAACCACGUGGAGGCGCUGCAUGCCCAGGUGGAGCGGCUGGUGCAGCAAGCUGGCCGCCAGGCCGACUCCUCCAUUGCCUUCUACUAUUUCAACGCCUCCCUCUACCUGCUCCGGGUUUUGAAGGGUAACACAGCCAGCGUGCUGCCUGUCAAGACCCCAAAGAAGCAGAAAGCCAGCACCAAGGCCACAAGCCCCGAGGCAACCAGCUGCUUGGAUUUGGAACGUGUGACGGUGGUGUACUCAGCAGCACUGAGCUCCUUCCUGACCAAGCGGAACAGUUCACUCACCGUCCCCAUGUUCCUCAGCCUCUUCUGCCGGCAUCCGGUACUCUGUAAGAACCUGCUAUCCAUCAUGGUCCAGCAUGUGACGGGCCCAGUGCGGCCCCGCCAGCAGGACUGCCUGCUGCUCCAGAAGUCCCUAUCCAUGGGGGAGCUGAAACAAUUGUUCACGGACUCGGAGUGGGAGCAGCUGAUCAGCCAGGUCCUGGCGAAGGUCACAGAGAACCUGCGGGCACUGGGGACAGCACAGACCAAGCCUGAACAGCAGUUGGAGCUGUCCUCCUUGGAGUUACUGAUUACUCUCCUCAAGACCACCCAGCUCCAGAAGCUGACCGUGGACCUGACCGCCAUCCUGGCCCUGCUGAAGAGCCUCCAGCAGAGCCUCCAGGAGAGCCUGCAGCAGGGGGCACACUCAGUCGGCUCCAGCCGCCUCUACGACCUCUACUGGCAGGCCAUGAAGUUCCUGGGAGUCCAGCGCCCCAAGUCUGAGAAGAAGGAUGCCAAGGAAACCCCCAGUGACCCCCAGAGUCCUGUUAGCAUGAAGCGGAAGAAGAAGGGAUUCUUGCCAGAGACCAAGAAGCGCAAGAAACGCAAGCCGGAAGCCACCACAGAGCAAGAUGCCAAGCCAGUGGCCACCAGUGAAAACCAGCCCCCCAGCUCAGGCAAGAGGAGGAGGCACCGGAAGAGGGCCAAGGCCUCAGCCCAGUCCCAGGCAGAUGGAAAGCCUGCCGCCAAGAGUCCUACCGCCAACACCCCCAGCACAGGCCCCAGCACUUCUGCCGCCCCCACUGAGAGCCCUAGUGCCCCUGCCAAGACUCCAAAGCUUCAGAAGAAACAGCAGAAGCUAUCCCAGAGGAAUGGCACCCCUGCCACAGAGCCUGCUGGUAAGAAGCCUCAGAAGGGGGCCUCAGCCAAGUCACUAGAGCCCACCCCGCCACGGAAAAAGACAAGGCUGUCCAUGGCCAAUGGGAGCCCCAGCCUUCUCCGGAGUGGGACCAAGAAGAAGACUCUGAGAUUCACAAUCAGCAGCUCUAAAAAAUAA